UACACGCUUCGAUGGCAGAGUGACUCGGCCCACAAUUGUAUGCGGGCAAGACGAACGAUGGUGCGAGGGCUCGUGUGGAUGGCCGCGAUGGUGGUCGCCAUGGUUGCGGGCCAGGCCAAUUUCGACAAACCUGCAUGCGACGUCAACCGAGCCUUCGUCCCGACUCUGGGACUGCCGAUGCUGACCGCACGAUGCGAGAGCCUGUGUUCUGCUGAGUCGAUUGCCUUACUCAAGAAGGCCUUUACUACCCCGCCCCCGUAUUGCCUUGUUACAAGCGGAAAGAUUUACUCGGCUCAAAACACGACCCAGGAUGACUUAACCCUCGUGGACGUGAAGAAAACGAUGCCGAUUGCGCACGUCGAAGGCCUACCUACGACUGAGGUUUCCAUAUUCCUCAACAACAUUGGACUUGUCUCGAUGAACAAGACGUUGGCGUACUCGCCGUCUGGCGCAGACAUCCCCGCGACAACUCUGGACGUAUCCAACAACGCGCUCACUUCACUCUCCGACACAACGUUCCCCUUCCGCCUCAUGGCCUUGAUUGCCGACAAGAACAAGCUGACCGACUUGGCCAACAUCACGGCGCCGUCUCUUGCAGUGUUGCAGGUCAAGUCGAACGAAUUCACGGCCGUCCCGCAACUCACGCUCAAAGCACUGUCGUCGCUCAUCCUCGACACCAAUUCCAUUAAGUCUAUUGGCACUCCCUGGCAAGGCAUCCCAAAUGUUAAAACGCUCUCGCUUGCCAACAACCGCAUCUCGGACCUCCCCCCCGUGUGGCCGUCCCACUUGCAAUCAUUGAAUCUCCAAAACAACUCGUUGACCCAAGUCAACCUGACGACGCUGCCGUCGUCGCUCACAGCGCUGUGUCUCGGAGGCAACAACAUCUCGAUCAUCUUGGCCUCGUCGGCGGCGUUCGACGUGCUUCAGAAGCUGACGCAGCCACACAUGGUGGGCGACUCGCCGACUGCUUCAGUUUGCGACGCGUCGACCCCAUUUGCAUCUAAAUCCUUGGAGACAUCCAAGUGUCCGCCGUCGUUUAAGCUCGAAAAGCUGUGGGACAUUUAUCCCAUUUGCGUCGCGCCAUCGCCGUCGUCUGUGGACUCGUCUAAAUCGGGGGCUUCGAUGGUCGUUGUGUCCGUGGCUUUGGCGCUCAUCACGCUCCUUCUCCUCGCGAUCUGCAUUCAGCGGCGGCGGGCGCGGCUCUCUCCCAACUGGUACGAAGAAGUCGACCACAAGUACUACGGCGUCGUGGACGCUGCCCAACUCGACAGCGACGUCCGGUUUGAUGAGAUGUAUGCGCCAUUUCACAUCCCUGCGCCAUCCAUUGAGCGGCACCAUGUCCUUGCACGCGGCGGGUUUGGCAUCGUGUAUUUGGCGACGCUGCAUCCUAGCCCAGCAUAUCCGAUCAUCACGUCACCCAUUUCGGUCGCCAUGAAGAGGAUGUUGCCGGAGAAGGCGAGCGAAGUACACUCUGUCGAGGACUUUAUGGAGGAAAUUCGACUCAGCGCGCGGUUGUACCACAAGAACAUUGUCAAGUUCAUCGGGUUCUCGUGGACUACGCUGCAAAAUCUGUGCGCCCUGACCGAGUACAUGGAGCACGGGGACCUGUGGAACUACAUGCAGGCGGCACCGCUCUUUGGCUGGAACAUUUCAAAGCAAGUUCAUGUCCGUAUCCGCGCCGUCAAGGGCCUUUCCAUGUUUUCCCAGUCCAGCUUUAACAACUCGAUGCUGAGUUUGGACCCGAAGCAGAGCCCCAUGACGUGGGUGGACCAAGGCCAGACCCUUCCCGUGUCGAAAUUCACUAUGCUUUGCGACGUCGUGGAGGCUCUCAUGUACCUCCACUCGAUGGACCCGCCUAUUAUCCAUCGCGACCUGAAGACGAAAAAUGUGUUGCUGAAUGGAGUUGGAGUCGCCAAACUCACCGAUUUUGGCGUGUCGCGGGAAACUUCUGAAGACACGAUGACAGCAGAGAUCGGGACGGUCGCCUGGAUCGCGCCAGAAGUUCUCAAGGGGAUUUAUUACUCGGAAAAGGCCGACAUUUAUUCGCUCGGCGUUCUCAUGUCCGAGAUGGACACGGCGGAGGUGCCGUACUCCAACUUAGACCAGAUUUUCCCCGAGUUUCGAGAACCCAUGGACGUUCACACGGCAAAGACACGCAUUGCGAUGCUCGUUGUGGCGGGAGACCUCCGGCCGUCCUUCACCCACAAAUGCCCGUCGUGUAUUGUCGACGUUGCGUCCCGGUGCCUGAGCCACGACCCCGACCGCCGCCCUCACGUUCACGAAGUGUGGGAUUGGCUCAAGCAGAUAAAAAAAGCCAUACUUGCCGCCGCCGCCGCGGGAGUUUAAUUUAUACUUCCAAUCUAUCAUCUUGGGCUUUUUGCUUUGGCAAGCAACCCCGAAAACGAACCUGACGUCCUCAU
This is a messenger RNA of Aphanomyces invadans, 2420 nucleotides long. Its product is annotated as TKL protein kinase. The record is from RefSeq and is a predicted model, not a curated record. Bases 40 to 2346 code for a protein of 768 amino acids. The transcript has 9 exons. Gene Ontology annotation, biological process: protein phosphorylation. Lineage: Eukaryota; Oomycota; Saprolegniomycetes; Saprolegniales; Verrucalvaceae. Gene Ontology annotation, molecular function: protein kinase activity; ATP binding; protein binding.